Messenger RNA from Colletotrichum gloeosporioides, 1383 nucleotides. RefSeq lists its product as uncharacterized. Lineage: Eukaryota; Fungi; Ascomycota; Sordariomycetes; Glomerellales; Glomerellaceae. The transcript is spliced from 3 exons. The record is from RefSeq and is a predicted model, not a curated record. The coding region runs from base 1 to 1383 and encodes 460 amino acids.
AUGUUCAUCCACAGACUGCCACUGCACGUUGUUUCUAGCAUCUUAGACCAGCUAGACACCAUUGCAGAGCUUGGCAUCGCUAUUCAAAGCCACCGCAUAUUAUACAACUCUUUCAAAUACAACGCUCAGACAAUAUGUCGCAACAUUCUAUCAAGCCAAAUACCACCCAACUUGUUUCCGUACGCGAACGCACUCCUCGAAUCAAAUGUAGUCGACCUAAGUAACCAUGAUUCCGUCAAAGAUCUUCUUCGACGACUGGAAUCUCGCAUCAAGAACGAUCCUAAAUCUUUGGAACGAUUCCCUGUUACUGCGUAUGCUGCUCUCAGCCGUGCUUUGACAGCUAUCGAAAUCCUGAGAGAGGAUUUGGUCUCGGAGGCGCUUCCCCUGUUCAUGAGUAGCUUCGAGGCAGACCAUGCGUCAGGGGCAUCGCAGCAGGAAAUCUUCCGGCUCAAUAGAGCUUUCAUGAGAUACCAGAUUAUGUGCAACCUAUUCUGCACGCCCUAUGACGUGGGCAGUCGCUUUAUUGACGAAUAUAUAACACGAUACUUCUUCCACCCUUUCUCGCCCUGGGUCAACGAGCAGAUUCUCUGUGUGUACAGGUAUCUCGAACGCAAGGUUGCUGAGGCCUACGAUGAUGUUGCCGCUCACGAUGUGGACUGGGGCAAAGUGCCCGUCGAGUGGGGCUAUGACGCCAACGUCUGCCCUAUGAUACAAUGGAAUCUAGGUCGCGGUCUGCCCGUUCUGCUUUCAAUCAUCCGUGCCACAAAUUUCGAAGAAAGACGCCAGCUCUUACCUAUGCAUCCUCCACGCGCUUACAACAUGUCCAAUUUGCCUUUUCAGACGCUAGUUCAUAUGCUACCAGAGAACAGUCUCAUAAAAGCCCUUAAUCCCAACUUUUCGCAGCGCAUAUUAGACGAGUGCACAGAAGCGAACUUUCAACGGCUGUGCCAGCCUUUAGAUGGCGUGCAGGACGAUAUCUCGUCAACACCCUACUUACUGUGGCGAGCCGUUCACAGUAAAGAGAGUGUGUCCUGGGUAGCAGUCGAUUGGGAACUUCACAAGAAUCAUUGGGACUGCGCCUGCUUUGUUUGGGAUCUCGAGAAGCCACAGAGAUCCGCUGUCGUCCAGGAACGAUCGAAUGAACUCUCCGAUAUCGAGCCCUUCUUCCCUCGUCUUCAAUCGUCUUGGGAACACGACGAUAAGCUACGCUCGGAGAAGGAAAGGUGGCACAUUUCUCUAGCCGGUGGGCAAGGAUACUGGUCAUCUAUAACUAAGGACUUCAACGGAAUCACAGGAUUGCGCAAAGAUCAACAGGACAGCUUGCUGAAGAGGUUCAAAGAUUGGAAGGAGAAAGGCAUUGGCCACACAUGGCAUCACGGAUAA